Volvox carteri f. nagariensis is the source of this 612-nucleotide messenger RNA. RefSeq lists its product as uncharacterized. The record is from RefSeq and is a predicted model, not a curated record. Bases 1 to 612 code for a protein of 203 amino acids. The transcript has 5 exons. Lineage: Eukaryota; Viridiplantae; Chlorophyta; Chlorophyceae; Chlamydomonadales; Volvocaceae.
AUGCCCAACAAACCCGUAGAGACUGCUGGUCCAGAGGCUAAAUGCUGUCUGGGCGUUACAUACUUUAACAGAGCUCUAGAGCGUAGUGGUAAAGCGCCGAAAUGCAUGGGUCUCGCUCAAUUUAAGCACGGGGACCAGGACAACGAUGAUGUCAGGAUGCUGAACGAGGCGACUGGCGACUUUAAGGGAGUAGAAAUCGCCAUCACGGAGGAGCGCGUGCCAGUUGCCCCUACGGCAGGCUCUGAUUCUGGGCCCAGCAUACAAGGCGGCUCCUCGCCAACUGUGGGACACGGCAGCGGCGGUGUAGCGGCGCUGCCUCCAGCCACCGCUGAUCCGUCUGAGGAGGAUCGCAGCCUCCAAGCGCGCUUCCGGAAGCAGUUCCGUCGGAAUUCGGACAGCCUGUCCUCAGCAGUUACAGGCGAGAAGCUACCACCGCUACCAGUCCAGAUUCGGAAGUAUGACUCCCUAUCCGAGGCAUGCGGCGCGUUUACUGACGCUGCGACUGUCAACCUGCUGAAGAUGCGAGUCGUGGCCGAGUUCAUUACCCUUCGGACGAUGGACGCUGCCAAGCCGAUUUGGGAGCGCUUCCGCUCCGAAGAGGAGACCGAAUGA